This is a messenger RNA of Miscanthus lutarioriparius, 510 nucleotides long. The record is from the annotation of a GenBank genome assembly. Lineage: Eukaryota; Viridiplantae; Streptophyta; Magnoliopsida; Poales; Poaceae.
AUGUCCCUCCAAACGUCGUCGCAAGAACUACCUCCCACAUCAGCCUCAGGUAAUGCUGCUCGUGGACGACGUCGCACUCUGGACUACAUUCGCUUCACCGUCUCUCCCAGAGGAAGACCACGUGCCAUAUUCAAGGUGUUCGCCGAGAAAGUACCGGCACCAUGUAAGAGGAGCCAGAAGCUGGGGGACAAAAUCACGGCGCUUCAGCAGCUCGUCUCCCCGUAUGGCAAGACCGAUACGGCAUCAGUGCUCCACGAGGCAGCUACCUGCAUCAAGCAUCUCCACGAGCAGAUCCAGAUUCUGACCGCCUCCUACCCUGAAUUUAGUUCUUCAGCGUCACGGCAGCACACGGGCGAGGAAGAUAGCGGCGCGAUGGAUCUGCGCAGGCGAGGCCUGUGCGUGGUGCCGCUGUCCCCGGCCGUCGUGCAGCUCGUGUCUGCCGAGGCCGUGUUCCACCACCAUGACGCGGCCUUCACGGAAGAUCACUGGCGCCGCCUCGGCACUCUGUAG